Messenger RNA from Dovyalis caffra, 228 nucleotides. NCBI's taxonomy places the organism in Eukaryota, Viridiplantae, Streptophyta, Magnoliopsida, Malpighiales, Salicaceae. The record is from the annotation of a GenBank genome assembly.
AUGGCUUCUGGUCGGCCUUUGCCCAAGUUCGGCGAGUGGGACGUAAACAACCCUGCCUCUGCUGAAGGAUUCACAGUCAUAUUUAACAAGGCUAGAGACGAGAAGAAGACCAAAAAUAGUCCUGCAAAAAUUGUGUCCCCACGAAGAACUGAACCUGUGUACAACCAAAAUGCCAAAAAAGAGAAUUAUAAGCAUCCUCCAAAGAGGAAUUGGCUUUGCUGUAGUUGA